Geosmithia morbida is the source of this 1299-nucleotide messenger RNA. RefSeq lists its product as uncharacterized. The transcript has a single exon. NCBI's taxonomy places the organism in Eukaryota, Fungi, Ascomycota, Sordariomycetes, Hypocreales, Bionectriaceae. The record is from RefSeq and is a predicted model, not a curated record. Bases 1 to 1299 code for a protein of 432 amino acids.
AUGGACGCCCUCAAUAACAUGACGGGCAACGUGCCCAGCUGGUUGACUCGACUCGACGAGCUGAGUGGCCAGGUUCAAAAGCGUCAGGCCGAGCUGGCAUCCAUCGCCGCGGCCGAGCAGUCGUCGUCCUCGACACCGGCAACCGACACCAAGUCCCUGAGGAAUAAGGGAUCGACCGAAUCCCUCAAGCCAAAGGACGACGGUCCCGCCAACAUCCCCGCACCGCCUCCCGACGUCGUUGCCAAGCCCACACCCGAACCCGAAGCAGCAGAAGUAGCAGACUCGAGACCAACACAAUCAACAGCAACGACAACAACAAAGAAAACCACAGCAGCAGCAGCAGCAGCAGCAGCAGCGACGACGACUCCCCAAGAUGGUCAGCAGCAGCAGCAGCAGAAGCCGUCGACACCGCCGGCAGGGUCCGGACCCGGCACCCUCCCAUCGUCUCAUAGGCCGCAGCGCGACGCCACAGCAGCCGCAAACUCGCGCGCCAAGGCUCAGAUCAGAAAGAAGGUCAAGACGACAUCGAUCAUGUCCGUGGAAAACCCGACGCCCACGUACCGCACGCGCAGCAUGAUCAUGGUGUACUACGACAGUUAUGUCCAGGGCUUCUUCGACGAGCUGGUACGCUUCGUCUCGUCGAGCAGGAACAUGCUCCGCAAGGCCAAGAUGGCCGCCAAGGUGGCCCACAUCAGGAAGAUGGCGUCGGCCGAGGGUGACGGUGACGACGGCCUGGAGCCCCUCCCCUCCCUACGUUACAUGAGCGCGCGCCGCAUGGGCGCCGGCGUCGGCGGAUCCCCCGGCAUCCCCGGCUCCGCCGGCCUCGGCGACGGCAAGCCGGACGUCUACGACAAGCUCGACAAGGGUCUGGAGCACGUGCAGGCCACGUGCGAGCACGGCGCCCACCAGUUCCUCCGCGACGCAGACUGCGACGAGGAGAUCAAGAAGAUCAAGGAGCGCCUGCGCGAGGUGCUCGACAUGGCCGUCGCCGAGACGGAGCGCAUCCAUUCCGAGGAGUCGGAGCGCACCAGCGAGGUGGCCGCGGACGACGUCACCGUCGCCGCCAAGCAGCGCACCCAGCGCCCCGUCAGCAUCCGCCGCGAGCUGUCAAAGGACAGUGGCGCCGUCGCUGCCGGCGGGAAGCCCACACGCUCCAUCAACUCCGAGAGCUCGUACAUAGAACCGGCCGUCAACGCCAUCGAAGCAGACAGCGGGGACGAGGCCAUCGAUAUCGAUGCCGUCAUGCCAAAGUUGAACUACAGGUCUACGAGGGGUUUAAGGGUCACCAGGCCGCAGUGA